Synchiropus splendidus (mandarinfish) is the source of this 2792-nucleotide messenger RNA. Its product is annotated as cGMP-dependent protein kinase 1-like. Bases 222 to 2327 code for a protein of 701 amino acids. Gene Ontology annotation, molecular function: cGMP-dependent protein kinase activity; ATP binding. The transcript has 21 exons. Gene Ontology annotation, biological process: protein phosphorylation. The record is from RefSeq and is a predicted model, not a curated record. NCBI's taxonomy places the organism in Eukaryota, Metazoa, Chordata, Actinopteri, Syngnathiformes, Callionymidae.
GGAAGUGCGGCUUUCGAAAUUCAAGCUUGACGGUGGGAUUUCGCAAUCGCGCGCGGCUUUUAUUGUGUGGUGCUGUCAGCAGCAGCUGUUGGAGCAGCGUCACUCUCUGCUGUCACCGAAGUGACUCGCUCGACUUCAGCGGCCAGAUUAGAACCGGACCUCCAUCAUCAUCAUCAUCAUCGUCGUCGUCGUCGAUCAGAUCGUCAUUGACAGGAAAGUGGAUGCGUGGCACCAUGGCGGCUCAGAAGAGUGGUGGCACGCUGCGCGACCUGCAGCUUGCUCUGCAGCUGAAGAUCGAGGAGCUACGGCAAAGAGAUGCACUGAUCGACGAGCUGGAGCUGGAGCUGGAUUCCAAGGAUGACCUCAUCCACCAGCUGCAGGUGGAGCUUGACCGGUACCGCAGAGUGCCGCAGAACCCCAGCAACCCUUCAGACGCGACCGGCCAGACUCCAGCUGGACCUGAUGAGCCCCAGCGCACCAAGAGACAGGCCAUCUCCGGCGAGCCCACGGGCCUGGACCCGUCCCAGCUGACCCACGUCACCCUCACUAGCUACCUGAAGACCAAAGAGUCCAGUGAGCUCAUCCAGAUGGCGCUGAUGGACAACGACUUCAUGAAGCACCUGGAGCACGGGCAGAUCCUCACCAUCAUGGACUGCAUGCACCCGACCAGCCUGGCCCAGGGCUGCUGCGUCAUCCGGGAGGGCGACGACGGCUCCAUGGUCUACGUGCUGGAAGAGGGGAUGGUGGAGGUGACCAAGCAGGGGAAGAAGCUCUGCACCAUCGGACCAGGGAAGGUGUUUGGAGAGCUGGCCAUUCUGUACAACUGCACCAGGACAGCGUCGGUCACAGCGCUGACGGACAUUAAGCUGUGGGCCAUCGACCGGCAGGGCUUCCAGACCAUCAUGAUGAGGACCGGACUCAUCAAGCACUCGCAAUACACCGACCUGCUGCGAAGCGUCCCGUCCUUCCAGGCGCUGCCGGAAGACGUCCUGAGCAAGAUGGCCGACGUCCUGGAGGAGACCCGGUACUGCGACGGAGAUUACAUCAUUCGCCAGGGAGCCACCGGAGACACCUGCUUCAUCAUCAGUGACGGACAGGUCAAAGUUUCUCAGCAGAACUCAUCAGGUGACAAACAAACGUCGGUCAUGACUCUGAAGAAAGGAGACUGGUUCGGAGAGCAGGCGCUGAAGGGUGAGGACGUGCGCACGGCGAGUGUGACAGCGGUGGGCGAUGUCACGUGUCUGGUCAUCGACAGAGAGUCCUUCAAGCAGCUCAUCGGAGGUCUGGAUGACGUCAACAACAAGCAGUGCGACAGCGAUGAGUUCUCGGCCAAACUGCAGGUGGAGCUGGACUUCUUCUCUCGAGUCUCGCUGAGCGACUUCGACAUCAUCUCCACGCUAGGAGUUGGAGGCUUCAGCCGAGUCGAGCUGGUUCAGCUGAAGAAUGACUCGACUCGAUCGUUUGCUCUGAAGGUCCUGAAGAAGCGGCACAUCCUAGACACCAGUCAGCAGGGUCAUAUCCUGUCGGAGCGCCGCAUCAUGAUGGAGGCUCACAGCCCCUUCAUCAUAAGGCUCUACCGGACCUUCAGGGACGCCAAGUACCUUUACAUGCUGCUGGAGGUGUGUUUGGGAGGAGAGCUGUGGACCCUGCUGAGAGACAGAGGAUCCUUCGACGACAGCGCCACGCGCUUCUACACCGGCUGCGUGAUCGAGGCACUGGCGUCGCUGCAUUCCAGAGGAAUCAUCUACCGAGACCUGAAGCCUGAGAACAUCAUCCUGGACCACAGAGGAUACGCCAAACUGGUGGACUUUGGCUUUGCUAAGAAGGUUGGACUUGGGAAGAAGACCUGGACUUUCUGUGGGACUCCGGAGUAUGUGGCCCCCGAGAUCAUCCUAAACAAGGGUCACGAUAGCUCGGCGGACUGCUGGUCCCUGGGCAUCCUGGUCUUCGAGCUCCUGAGUGGAAGUCCUCCCUUCUCUGGUUCUGAUCCGAUGAUGACUUACAAUAUCAUCCUGAGAGGUAUUGACAUGAUCGAAUUCCCCAAGAAGAUCACCAAGAGCGCUGCCAACCUCAUCAAGAGGCUCUGCAGGGACAACCCUUCAGAGCGCCUGGGGAAUCAGAAGAACGGCGUGAAGGACAUCCAGAAGCACAAGUGGUUUGAAGGAUUCAACUGGGAAGGUCUUCGGCAGGGAACCAUGGACCCACCAUACACUCCUACGGUGGCCGGGCCUCUGGACACCAGCAACUUCGACUUCUUCCCUGAAGACUCGGACGACCCGCCACCUGACGACGAGUCUGGCUGGGAUUCAGAGUUCCAGCAGGGUUGAGGUCACUAGAGGAGGCAGAGCUUUCGGACAUCGACUGCUGUGGAGGAGAACCUUUGAUUGUUUGAUAUUGUUUACUUCACAAAAGAACACGUUGUUGACUCUGCUGUGAUGCAGUCGCUUGUGUAGUCGUGUGCCGAGUUCCACGAGAGUGGCAGGGUUCAGUGGGGUCUCAUAUCUGGAAUUCCAGGUGAGGCCACGUCUGCUCUGUCUGGUCCAGGUGGAAGAUGGUGGUCCUGCUGUGGAGACUGGUGGAGAUGGAAAUGAGGAUGAUGAUGAAGGUGCUGCUUGUUGGGAACUUUCAAACACGCUGUUUUUUUCUUUCUCGCAGAACCUGUGUGUGUGUACUUCUAUAUCUUACUUUUAUGUCCCUAUCCUUUUGAAGACCUUAUGCAGGCCCAAACCUCUGUUUGAAGAUGAAGACUUCAAAAUAACUGGGUCAUUAUAACUGGGUUUCAGAGUCCUGGU